AUGAAGAAACAAUUCUACAGGGUGAAACAACUUGCUGAUCAAACAUUCUCCAGAUCAGGUAAAGGUGAAGCUUUGACAGAUGAACUUCAAACAGCUGACCGUAAAGUGGAACAUCUACGAAAUGCACUACACUUGAUCAGCAAGAAAUUAGCAACAUGUGCUGGUAACACACAAGGGCAAGACCCUGCUGCCCGUGAGAAAAGGCUCAAGAAACUACCUGAAUAUAUGCUGGGGCUGUCAAUGUGUGAAGCCAGUAACUUUGAUGAUGAUGACAGCAUUUUAAAAUAUAUAUUAUAUGAGUGUGGUAAAACAGAAAAAUUUCUAGCUAAUGAAAUAGCUGAGCAUGAAUUAAAAGUAGAACAGCUGGUGUGUGCACCGCUGUCAGCAAUUAGUGAUCAAGACCUUCCAGCCAUAAUGAAGGCAAAGAAACAGCUCAGCCGAUUAAUAAGUGAAAAAGAGUCUGCUACUAGCAAAUAUCAUAAUUUAGAACGCCAAAAAGAAGAGAAUCCAGCGAAAUUGAAUGCAGCACGUGAAGAGUUGGAAGAGGCGGGAACGCGGGUGGAGGCUGCUCGCGAUGCUCUUGCAGCAGAUAUAGAGCCUAUCAUGAAUCUGCUUUGCAAUUCACUGCAAGAUACCGUACCUGAACUUGAAAGGUUCAUCAAUGAUAGUUCCGUGAAGCCUGUAUUUGGUUAUCCUCUCGAGGAACAUCUAAGAGUUACUGGACGAACCAUAGCAUUUCCAUUAGAGCUGUGCAUUUGCACACUUCACGAGCUUGCCCUUAAUGAGGAAGGCUUAUUCAGGAUUGCCGGCGGUCUGUCGAAGGUGAGAAGGAUGAAGUUGUCGUUGGACGCGGGGCUGUUUACCGUACCGCUGCCGCGCGACUACCGCGACGUGCACGUCGUCGCUUCCGUGCUCAAGUCUUACCUGCGCGAAUUACCAGAGCCUCUCCUCACCUAUCGCCUCUACGAGAACUUUAUAAACGCGUCGCGUCAAAGCACUGAGCAAGCCCGCCUUAACGCCGUAUGGGAUGCCAUACACCUGUUGCCGCCUGCCAACUACCAGAACCUCAGGUAUCUCAUCAAGUUCUUGUCCGCUUUAACUCAGAACCAAAGCACAAACAAGAUGACGCCGUCCAACCUUGCUAUCGUGAUCGCUCCGAACCUCCUGUGGGCUGCCGAUGAAAGCACCCUAGACAUGUACAUCACCAGCGCUGUCAACUGCGUCGUGGAACUGCUAGUGAAGCACGCUGACUGGUUUUUCAAAGACGAGAUCAACUUCUUUGUUACGUUCACUAAGGAGGACCUGCUGCCCGACCAGUGCGAGUACGGCUUCUCACCCAACUUCGUCCACGGCUACAACCAAACUGCGGCGCUGAGCCAGGAUCAGGCGAACGGGGACUACCACUCUAUGAGCAAGUCCAUGUUCGAUUAUAACCACCACGCGGUGCAGCAAAAGGUUCUCGCGGACGCCCCCGGCCGUCAUUCCCGAAGCAACAGCCAUGACACUAGUUUAAUACUAUUAGAUGGUGAUAUAAAGAAAGCCCAAUCAAACAGUUCCCUGUCCGACCAAUCUAGUCCACCGCACGGGAGCCCCAAGCCUACCAUGAGGCGGAAAAACAAGGCGCCCGUGCCGCCCAACUUCACCCCGGACAAGGGCAAGCAGAAGACGGAGGCGAAAGAGCAGCAGCCACCUACCAAAGUAGAGAACGAGAAGCCGGCCAAGCCCCCGCGACCGGUCAUCUCCGACACGGGCAAAAUCAUCACCGGCGUGCAGACGAUCAACAGAUCCACGUACCGCCAGAGCAAGGCGCUCAAAGAGGAGGCGGCGAAGAGCGGCAGCCGCGAGAACCUUGCGGACGCGCGUCGCCAGAGCCUCGACAUGGACAAGGAGAAGGUGGAGAGCCUGAAAGCGAUCGAGGGCCGCGCGGAGAGGGAGCCGUCGACGCUGGUCGUGCGCAACGUGACCGCCACCGCCGGCGUGGUGGGCAGGAUGAAGGUGAUCGGCGACGGGUGCAGCGGGCCCGCCUCGCUCGGCGCCGAGGCGAAAGCGCCGCCGUCCAGGGCGCAGGUGGGCGGCAAGCCGGGCGGGCAGCCGCCGCCGCGGCCUGUCGCCGCGCCCAGGACCAUCGUGCCGGCGCCGGCGGACGCCGAGCCCGGCGACGUGCAGCUGCGCCACAAGCCGGCCGUGCCCGAGCGGCCGGCCACGCUGCGCCCGCAGAGCUUCCGCGCGCGCACCUCCGCGGACGGCGCGGACCCGGCGCCCACCGUGCUCGAGCGCGCCCACGUGUACACGGUGGACAAGCAGCACCCCACCGUGAUCCAGGUGGGCGGCCACGCGGACGCGGAGGAGCCGCCCCGGAAUGCGGUGCAGCGCACGCACAGCUCCGGCGGCAAGGACGCCGACCUCGAGGAGCCCAAGGGCCUGAGCAGCGCCAGCCGCCAGCUCUCGCAGAGCGAGGGCAGCAUAACGGAGGGCCCGCUGUCGCCGCGCGCCCGCCCCCCCCGGCCGAUGGUACCGGCGCCCCCGCCCCCCGUCUCGCCGCCGCAGCACGAGAGCACCGACCUC
This is a messenger RNA of Iphiclides podalirius (scarce swallowtail), 2565 nucleotides long. Lineage: Eukaryota; Metazoa; Arthropoda; Insecta; Lepidoptera; Papilionidae. The record is from the annotation of a GenBank genome assembly.